GUAUAUACAAUAUAUCGCCAACUAUCCUGAGUUCCAAUCGUCAUCUGUGUGAUAACGUAAUUACUGGCCAUUUUUAUAGCGAAACAUCAAAUUGACAAUUAAAGAGGUGUUACUCAUCUUUCGUAACGUUAUACAGAAGAAGAUAGAUAAUGGAACGAAAUUUGGAGAAAACACUGGAUGAUGUGAUUAGUGAGGAAGGUGUCAUUGGUUGCAUCUUAGCUGAUCAUGCUGGUCUCUGUUUAGGAGUUAAAGGUAACGCAUCAAGUGAUAGCGCAGGAGUAAUAGCAGCUAUAGCAGAUCAAGUUGCGAAACUGGAGCCAAAGUCACCAACACCAAUCAUAUCGCUUCAAAAUGACAGCAGGCAAUGUCUUAUACACAGGAAGGGACUUGUAGUUGGUGCUAUAUACAAAGAUAUCUCAACUUGAGAUAAUUAUUACUGUUUACACCACUGGAAACAUUUAUGUUCGCAAAAGAAUUUACGAGAAUACUUUAUUGUUUAUACAUGUUACUGGAUAAAUUUUGAUACAUACAAGGGCUAUUCCUGUUUCAUUGGGAUUUGUCUUUUGAAUCACAACUAUAAGAUUGUAAAAAAUAAGUGUAAUUAUAUUAUAAUUCAAGAUUUAUAACAGCCUGUCUGCACUGCAGCUAUAAUCUGUAGUGAACUUGUAUAUUAUCAUAAAUAGAGUAAUUCACAGCAUAAAA
Molecule: messenger RNA, 702 nt
Organism: Harpegnathos saltator (Jerdon's jumping ant)
Lineage: Eukaryota; Metazoa; Arthropoda; Insecta; Hymenoptera; Formicidae
Gene: Lamtor5
Product: Late endosomal/lysosomal adaptor, MAPK and MTOR activator 5
Exons: 4
Coding region: 150-425 (91 amino acids)
Biological process (GO): positive regulation of TORC1 signaling; negative regulation of apoptotic process; cellular response to amino acid stimulus
Cellular component (GO): cytoplasm; lysosome; Ragulator complex
Molecular function (GO): guanyl-nucleotide exchange factor activity
Source: RefSeq, a predicted model, not a curated record